CAAACUUAUUCAGGAUCAAGUACAGUAUAAGUAUCAUUGCUGAUAAAGGACUAAAAAAGCCUCUUUAUACAUCUGCACGUUUGAAGAAGGGAGAAGUUCUUUAUUUAGAAACACAUUCAUGCAGGUAUGAGCUCUGUUUUACGGGAGAGAAGAUGGUCAAAGCUGUGGCAGGAUCUCAGUCACAUGAUUCAGAUACAGAUAAGUCUCAAAAUCAUCUCUCAAACUUUGCAAAUGGUGAAAAGAAUGAAGGUGAUAAUGCUAUGAUAGAUGUUUUUCGUUGGUCUCGCUGCAAGAAGCCCCUUGCCCAAAAGGUCAUGCGUUCUGUUGGGAUCCCACUGCCACUUGAACAUGUGGAGGUUAUAGAAGAGAAUCUUGACUGGGAGGAUGUGCAGUGGUCACAAACGGGUGUUUGGAUAGCUGGAAAAGAAUACAGCCUCGCUCGGGUGCAUUUUGUAUCUUUGAACUGACUAUUUAUUUUGUUUGUGAGAAUUAUGUACAAGUACAACUAUUUGUAUGAAGCUAAGAUUGAUUUUCAGAAUGCAACGUCUAAAUAAUAUAUAAGUUAUUUUCA
Molecule: messenger RNA, 571 nt
Organism: Pistacia vera
Lineage: Eukaryota; Viridiplantae; Streptophyta; Magnoliopsida; Sapindales; Anacardiaceae
Exons: 3
Coding region: 153-467 (104 amino acids)
Source: RefSeq, a predicted model, not a curated record